AUGGCGAGAGCUCACUCCGAGUCCUCUGAGGACUUCGAGUUUAUCGAGACUCCCGCUGCUGCAUCCCAGCCUCCCUCGUCAGAUAGCUGUGGUGUGCGGACCACGGCGUAUCCUGCCAUCAAAAAUGCCCCCUUACCGGCUGACGCCGCCGGAAGCGACAGUUUCUCCAACAUCCUCCUCAUCUCUUUCCUUGUCCUCGUUCCAGCUUACUUCGCUCGCCAAAUCGGCGGGGGGGUGUAUACUACAAUUUUCCUGGCGAUCCUCACCACCAUCCCGAUCCUCAUGGUCUUCUGGUCCGUAGCCUCCUCGAUCUCGCCUCGCAAGAACGAAAAGGCCAAAUAUCCCGGACGCCCUGUCGAGCACUACUUGCAUUUCCACAGCGAGCAUGACCGUGCCAGAUACCAUGGCAAGAGCAAGAUCCCCAUGGAAACCUUCCAUGAGAUGUACUUUGACGGCGCUGUGGAUUUCAAGGGCGAUUGUCUUGAGGCCAUGGAGUAUCGUCAUGAUUGGGCUGCGUUCCGCUUUACGAUGAGCUUGUAUAAGUUUUUCUUGACAGGCAUGAUUCCGGAAGUUAUUAUGCAUACUCGUAGCCAAGACGAGGAACAAGUCCGGGACCAUUAUGACCGUGGCGAUGACUUCUAUGGCUGGUUCCUUGGUCCUCGCAUGAUCUAUACCAGCGGCAUCAUCAGCGAUAUCAACAGGGAAGAAACUCUCGAGGAAUUGCAGGACAAUAAACUUGCGGUCGUCUGCGAAAAGAUCCAGGUCAAGCGUGGUGACAGAAUGCUGGACCUAGGUUGCGGCUGGGGAACUCUCGCCAAAUUCGCCAGCGUGCACUACGGCGCCCAUGUCACCGGUAUCACUCUAGGCCGCAACCAAACAAAAUGGGGCAACAACGCACUACGCAACGCCGGCAUCGAAGAAUCCCAGAGCCGCAUCGUCUGCUCCGACUACCGUGACUGCCCGGUCGUACCCGGCGGCUACAAUCAGAUCACCUGUCUCGAGAUGGCGGAACAUGUCGGCGUACGCCACCUUGCCUCUUUCUUCUCGCAGGUACAUGACAUGUUGAAUGAUGACGGUGUCUUCUUCUUGCAAAUUGCCGGACUGCGCAAGGCGUGGCAGUAUGAGGAUCUUAUUUGGGGCUUGUUCAUGAACAAGUACAUAUUCCCCGGCGCUGAUGCCAGCACGCCCCUUGGCUUUGUCAUUGAUCGACUUGAAGGCGCUGGCUUCGAGAUUAAGGGCGUCGACACCGUUGGCGUGCACUAUUCCGCGACACUGUGGCGGUGGUAUCGGAACUGGAUUGCUAAUAAGGAGAAGGUGGAAGCCAAGUAUGGCAAGAGGUGGUAUAGGAUCUGGGAAUUCUUCCUCGCCUACUCCGUCAUCAUCUCGCGCCAGGGCAGCGCUACCUGCUGGCAAAUCGUAGCAGUGAAGAACAUCAACUCCACACACCGCAUCGAGGGCGUCCCGUCGCAGUUUGGCCUGGCCGGUGCUCGCGAGGCUAGCAUGAAGAAUGUUGGCAAUGGAUCUCUGCCGUCAGCUCACAUUCCUACUAUUGCGUGA
Histoplasma mississippiense is the source of this 1557-nucleotide messenger RNA. RefSeq lists its product as hypothetical. The record is from RefSeq and is a predicted model, not a curated record. The transcript is spliced from 4 exons. Gene Ontology annotation, biological process: cellular response to biotic stimulus. Bases 1 to 1557 code for a protein of 518 amino acids. Lineage: Eukaryota; Fungi; Ascomycota; Eurotiomycetes; Onygenales; Ajellomycetaceae.